Messenger RNA from Pollicipes pollicipes, 2373 nucleotides. Its product is annotated as citron Rho-interacting kinase. Bases 157 to 2373 code for a protein of 738 amino acids. Gene Ontology annotation, biological process: peptidyl-threonine phosphorylation; actomyosin structure organization. The transcript is spliced from 15 exons. NCBI's taxonomy places the organism in Eukaryota, Metazoa, Arthropoda, Thecostraca, Pollicipedomorpha, Pollicipedidae. Gene Ontology annotation, molecular function: protein serine/threonine kinase activity. Gene Ontology annotation, cellular component: cytoskeleton; cytoplasm. The record is from RefSeq and is a predicted model, not a curated record.
GCCCAGCAGCAGACCGAGCGCACGCACCGCCUCCAGGAGACGGAGGAGGCGCUGCGCCGCGAGCUGGCCGACGCUCAGAAGAAGGCCGACCAGCAGGAGGCGACGAUCUCGUCCCUGAAGGACCUCUGCUCCACGCUGGACACGCAGCUGACCGACAUGGAGCAGCUGCUGAAGAAGCAGGAGGCCGACACAGAUAAGCAGGAGCAGAACAAGUCGGCCCUGUCGGACGAGAUCGCGCGCCUGCAGACCGAGCUUCGCUCCGCCAAGGCGGGCGCCAACGAGGAGAAGUCGCUGAAGCUGUUCCAGGAGCGGCGCGUCCAGGACCUGGAGCGCCGCCUGCAGGAGCAGGAGGCCGACGUCGAGACCGAGCGUGACAUCCUGAAGAAGGACCUGGACGAGUACCGCGAGCUGUCACACGGUCUCACCAACCAGCUGUCGCAGCACGACCAGCAGCUGUCGGAGGCGCAGACGCAGCUGCGCCAGCUGGAGCGGCGCGAGGAGCAGACGCUGCGCGAGAUGGCCCGGCUCAAGGAGGAGACGUCCGGCCUGCUCACGCAGAUCCACUCGCUCAAGGACUCCAACUUCCAGCUGACCGAGGCGCUCGAGAAGGCCGUCGACCGCGCCGAGGCCUUCAAGGAGAGGAUCGCCGAGCUGGAGGGCGUCAUCUCGGAGAUGCAGCUGAGCUACGACGAGAAGGAGCAGCGGCUGGAGGGCACGCUCGGUCAGCAGACCAAGCUGAUCGACUUCCUGCAGGCCAAGUCGGAGGCGCCGCCGCGCAAGAAGACGCUGGCCGACCGGCUGUUCGGUGAGAAACAGAAGGAGAACUGCACGCCCGUGCCGCUGAAAUACCGUGACCUGGAGCGGCUGUUGGAGCGAGAGCGCAUGCGCACCAAACAGGCCAACGACCAGCUGAACCGGGCCAGGGCCGAGAUCGUGUCCCUUACCAACAAAGUGCCCACCUGUCCGGACACGCCGUGCCUGGGCGGCACGCCGCAGUCGCGCCAGGCGCUUCGUCUGCUGGCGCAGUCGCCGGGGGUGCAGACCACGCCCACGCCCACGCCGCAGCGCAUGCACCAUAACAUCCCGCACCGGUUCGACACGGGCCUGAUGACGCGGGCCGCCAAGUGCGCCGCCUGCCUGGGCCCGGUGCGCUUCGGACGCACGGCCGCUCGCUGCGCCGAGUGUCACAUCACUGCCCACCCCAAGUGCGCCGGCGAGCUGCCGCGCACCUGCGGCCUGCCGGCGGCACUGGCGCGGCACUUCUCCGACUCGUGGCAGCAGUCGGACGCCUCGCCGGCCGUGCGCCGUGUCGCCGGGCCACCCAAGCCGCCCCGACAGCCCUCCGAGGACACGCCCACCGCCGGCCGCGGCUGGAUCCGGGUGCCCAGGCCCGGAAAGGCCGGCUGGGAGCGUCGCUUCCUGCGCGUGGAGGAGGGCCAGCUGACGCUGUACGCCGAGGAGCCGUCACCGGGCGGGCCGGCGCCGGCGCCGCUGCAGACCAUCGACCUCCGCUCGGGCCACGUGCACGUGGACGCCGACGUGGCGUACUCCGAGGUGCCGCAGCUGGCCCGCCGCGACCUGCCUUACGUGUUCAAGGUGGGCAUCGUGCAGGAGACGACCUGCUGGCCGGCCAAGUCGUACCAGUUCCUGUGCAGCAGCCUGCCGGAGAAGCAGCAGUGGGUGGGCCUGCUGGAGUCGCUGCUGAUGCUACUCGGCACGGAGGACGGCCUGUACUCGCUGUCGCUCACCGACGGCCGCACGGAGCGACGCAUCAAGGUGGACGGCUUCCCGCCUGUGCUCAUGAUGAGGGCCGUGCCCGAGGUUGACCAGCUGGUCUUCAUCGCAGCGGCCUCGGUGUCGGCCGCCCGACUGGACGCCUGGCGACUGGAGGGCCUGCAGAGCUGCCACCUACUGGCCGCCGGCGCCACCGGCGACAAGCAGGCGUUCGUGUGCGCCGCCUCCUCCAACCGCGUCUGCCUAUUCCGCUGGAGUUACGACCUGACCACCUACCAGCUGGUAAAGCAGUUCAGCACGCAGGAACCGGCCACCUGCCUGCACUUCACCUCCAGCUCCAUCAUCAUCGGCACCGACCGCUUCUUUGAGGUCGACCUCUGCAACUUUGCCAUUGAAGAGUUCCUGGACUCGUCGGACGCCAGCCUGGCGUACAUCGUGUACGGCACCAGCCAGAUGCGCUCGUUCCCGGUGGCGAUCCUGGCCGUCUCCGAGAAGGAGUACCUGCUCUGCUACCACGAGCUGGGCGUGUUCGUCGACCAGUUCGGCUCGCGCUCACGCAAGCAGGACAUCAAGUGGACCCGCCUGCCGUUGGCCUUCGGUGAGCUCACGGGCGGUGGCUCCGCUGGAGCAGACAGCUGA